Molecule: messenger RNA, 2300 nt
Organism: Saccostrea echinata
Lineage: Eukaryota; Metazoa; Mollusca; Bivalvia; Ostreida; Ostreidae
Product: cerebellin-1-like
Exons: 2
Coding region: 62-688 (208 amino acids)
Molecular function (GO): protein binding
Source: RefSeq, a predicted model, not a curated record
GAAUAAGACACUGGUUCUUUGUUUGACAGAAUGAUAUAAUUUUAACAUCUGUCUUAAUUGCAUGUUAAAAAUGUUUGUAAUAUUUUAUCGCUGGUGUUUGUGUCUUUCCUUUGUCGUUAUUUUAAUUUUUAUGUGUACAGCUCAGGUGGAAAGUCAAAUGAUAUACAAUUCCGAUGAAAAAUGGUAUGAAUAUGAAAGAAGAUUGACGGAUUUGGAAGAUCGAAUGAAAAGAUUACAGCUAGAAAAGCAAAAAAAUAAACACCUAGUGGGUUUUUCAGUGACUGCUAAGGACGAUAUUGACGAAAACAUAACAAGAAGCGGACAGAUAAUUAUUCUAAAAAACGUUCUGCUUAAUAUUGGAGACGGGUAUAACUCUACAACAGGAACAUUUACAGCACCCGUGGAUGGAAAUUACGCAUUUUUCAUUUCUGUAGAAGUAGAAAGAGGAGAAGUGCUUCACGUCUUUUUGACUGUGAAUGACAAAUACGUAUUAGAGGCAAUAGCUGGGGUACGUCAUGCUCCAGACACCGUCACAAGAUAUUACACUGGUGCUAAUAUGGCCAUUAUUUCACUGCAAAAGAAUGAUGUUGUGUGCUUGAAGUCACAACAAAUGUAUAUUUAUUCAAACGCAAUACGAAUUCGAUAUUCUGGAAAUAGCUUUUCUGGAUUUUUGAUUCCAUUUCAAUGAUAUCCUGUAUAAUGACUUUAACGUUUUUGACUGGAGGAAUUAGGAGAGCUUUCUUUGUAGAAACAACCUUUGCAGAAUUUUUUGUAACCUCUCUCUCUCUCUCUAUCUGUGUGUGUGUGUGUGUGUGUGUGUUUUGUAAUUUACUAUAUCAAAAUGGGUUUCACAAUGUAAAUAUGUAAAUUACAAUUAUGUUAUUUCAAAAUGGAUUGCACAAUGUAAAUAUAGGGUAUAUCAAAAGGGGUUUGUCAAUGUAAUUUAUCAUUUGGUCGGCAGGGGAUGCUCACUCCUCCAUGGCACCUGAUCCCACCUCUGAUGUUUGGAGGUCCGUGUUUGCUCUGCUCCUAUUUUGUAUUGUUUGAUGGACUUUUGAGCCUGAAUACUGUUCGUUAUCUUUAUAUAUUUCAUUGGAAUAAGUUAACGUUUCACGCACAAAGUACAAGUAGAAUAAUACUCAAAAUACAGGAACAGAAAUAAAUGCUCCAUAUCCACAGAAUUGCAUCACAUUAUGAGUAUCUAUAGAACAUUUAUCAAAAACUUUAGUGUAGGUAUUUUCACAAAAACCAAAAGUGGCAGCACUUGGGUGUAAAGAGCCCACCAGUUGAGACGAUUUGCAAAAUCAUCGAGACUACGUAGACUACAUAAUGCAACAGGAAUAUUUACAGUAUUAUUGCUAGAAACUUUUUCUUCACACUCCGAGUGCAAUGCAAUAAGAAUCCGUGCAGCCCUAAGACUAUUCAAAUUUCCGUUCCUUCUCAGCACACCUUCAAUGGAUGAACCAAUUUUACGAAGUCAUGAAUAACUUUGGCAGAAAUUGGUCAUGCCAAGAAAACUAUAGCUACGAACUAUUUUUUUCGUUUUUGAGUUUUCGAUAAUGACAACUCAUUCAUAAAAAUGUUUGCUGGACCUAAAAACCCUUUUGUGAGUUCCCAAAUCCUUCCGAAAUUAAUUUCUGUAAAUUGAUAUGACACAUGAGAGAUAUAACAUGAUAUUCUCUCGAAAAUUUGCCUUAAAUGAUAACUAUGUGGUCUUUAAAUUUACGUGAGAAUAUGACAAUAUAUUCUACAUCACUUAAACAGAUUUCAAGUCUCUCAGAACAUUUGACGUUAAGGUUUGAAAACAGUCUGGAAAAUUCAUCAAAACAAAAGGCAAUUUCUUUCACUCGUACAGUCUUAAAUAGAAUAUAUCCUCCUUGAAAACAACUACUGUUCAAGGAUUCUUAAUUCAGAAUUGUAUAUUGUCCAUUGUUUACAUCUGUUGCCUAUCAAAUCACGAGACAGACACCAAUUGUUUUGUGUUGAUACAGAUAUUUCUCGGAAUAGGAACUAAUGCAGUAAUUGCACACACGUUAAAUUCUUUAAGUCCUUUGUAGAAAGUCAACGUUUUCUCUGUCUCAUUGUUCUUAAAAACUUUCCUGCUACUUAAAGUUUAGGAAGAUUGCAUAAUGCUUCUGUAUACUAGUUUUAUUCUGUGUGUGUGUGUGUGUGUGUGUGUGUGUGUUUUACAUAUAAUAUAAAAAGCUUUGAUUGGCAUUGAUAUAUAACUUUUUUUAACUACAAUAGUUUUCUACUUAAAGGAUUCUGUUUAUUUUAUUGAAACAGUAUUACAAAACUAA